Molecule: messenger RNA, 1635 nt
Organism: Tilletiopsis washingtonensis
Lineage: Eukaryota; Fungi; Basidiomycota; Exobasidiomycetes; Entylomatales
Product: putative ARG4-arginosuccinate lyase
Exons: 6
Coding region: 238-1635 (465 amino acids)
Cellular component (GO): cytosol
Molecular function (GO): argininosuccinate lyase activity
Source: RefSeq, a predicted model, not a curated record
GCGUGGAGAGGAGCAGCUGUGUUCCGAGUGAAUACUGCGCUGUACUGCUCGCGCAUCGUUGGAUGUCGGCGGCAAGGAGGGCGAGCGAGCGAUCUGCGGCGGUGAGAUAAGAUCAAGCGGCCGGCGGCCGGCGCGCCGCGGCGGCGGGCGAAAUUCGCGAAGGACGGCGUCGGGCUGGGACGGCGCGGACGUCCCGCACCACCACCACCCCCGCGCCCCUCGCUACACUAUUCUAGCAUGUCGGCACCCGAAGACUUCACCAAGCGCAAGCUGUGGGGCGGCCGCUUCACCGGCACCACCGACCCGAUCAUGCACGCCUACAACGAGUCGCUCUCCUACGACAAGCGCAUGUGGGCGCAGGACAUUCGCGGCUCGCAGGCCUACGCCCGCGCGCUUGUCGGCUGCGGCAUCCUCACCGAGCAGGAGCGCGACGAGAUCGUCGCCGGCCUCGAGGCCGUGGGCAAGGAGUGGGCCAGCGGCUCCUUCCGCGCCGAGCCCGACGACGAGGACAUCCACACGGCCAACGAGCGCCGCCUCAAGGAGCUCAUCGGCGCCGUCGCUGGCAAGCUGCACACGGGCCGCAGCCGCAACGACCAGGUGGCGACGGACAUGCGCCUCUGGCUCAUCGACGAGGCGCACACGCUCGAGACGCUCCUCACCGAGCUCAUCGCCGUGAUGGUGAAGCGGGCGCGCGCCGAGGUCGGCGCCCUGAUGCCCGGCUACACGCACCUGCAGCGCGCCCAGCCCAUCCGCUGGUCGCACCUGCUGCUCUCGCACGCCUCGUACCUCAGCGCCGACCUGGCGCGCCUGCGUGCGCUGCACCCGCGCAUCUCCGUGCUGCCGCUCGGCUCGGGCCCGCUGGCAGGCAACCCCUUCUCGCCCGACCGCGUCGCCCUCGCGCGCGACCUGGGCUUCCAGAGCGUCGGCCCGAACAGCAUGUACAACGUCAGCGACCGCGACUUUGUCGCCGAGACGCUCAUGUGGGCCUCGCUCACCGCCGUGCACCUGAGCAAGAUCGCCGAGGACUUCAUCAUCUACUCGACGGCCGAGUUUGGCUUCCUCACGCUGAGCGAUGCGUACAGCACUGGCUCGUCGAUCAUGCCGCAGAAGAAGAACCCCGACAGCCUGGAGCUGCUGCGCGGCAAGUCGGGCCGCAUCUUUGGCCAGAUGGCAGGCUUCAUGAUGACGCUCAAGGGCAUUCCGUCGACGUACAACAAGGAUCUGCAGGAGGACAAGGAGCCGCUCUUUGACGCGGUCGACACGAUCGGCCGCAGUCUGCAGAUUGCGACGGGCGUGAUCAGCACCAUGACGAUCAACGAGGAGAAGAUGCGGGCCGCUCUCACGCCCGACAUGCUUGCCACGGACCUGGCCGAGUACCUCGUGCGCAAGGGCAUCCCCUUCCGCGAGACGCACCACAUCUCCGGCUCGGCCGUCCGCCUUUCCGAGGAGAAGGGCGUGCCGCUGUCGAAGCUCUCGCUCGAGGAGCUCAAGAGCCUCAGCCCCGCAUUCGAGCAGGACGCGGAGCGCGUCUGGAUCUUCGAGGAGAGCGUGGAGCGCCGCGACGCCAUCGGCGGCACGAGCAAGCGCGCCGUGCUGGAGCAGUGCGACACGCUCGAGAAGGCGCUGAGCUCAUGA